This is a messenger RNA of Microthlaspi erraticum, 1593 nucleotides long. The record is from the annotation of a GenBank genome assembly. Lineage: Eukaryota; Viridiplantae; Streptophyta; Magnoliopsida; Brassicales; Brassicaceae.
AUGGAUAAUUCAGUGGAAAGCACAGAGAGGCGUGUGUUAUCAGUGAAGAUGUGGCCACCGAAUAAGAGUACGAGGCUGAUGCUUGUUGAGCGCAUGACCAAGAACAUAACGACACCAUCCGUCUUCACCAGAAAACACGGUCUACUGAGCCUGGAAGAGGCUGAGGAAGAUGCCACGCGAAUUGAAGACUUGGCUUUUGCAGUUGCCAACAAACAUUUCCAGAACGAGCCUGAUGGUGAUGGCACUUCUGCUGUUCACGUCUACGCUAAAGAAUCGAGUAAGCUUAUGCUCGAAGUGAUCAAAAGAGGUCCACAGGUAGGAUCAGAGGCUGAGGUGAAGAAGGCUGGGGAUGCCUUGUUCGAUAUAUCCUGUGGCCGUAGAGCGUUUAUUGAUGAGGAAGAGGCGCGCCAACUCUUGAGGCCUUUGACUGAGCCGCAUAACUCGUACACCAAGAUUCGCUUUGGCAACAGGAGUUUUGGCGAGGAAGCAGCCAAGUUUGCUGUGAGCGUUUUGUCUUCCAUAAAGGAUCAGCUGACGGAAGUGGAUCUCUCGGAUUUUGUUGCAGGAAGGCCAGAGGCUGAAGCACUUGAAGUCAUGACCAUGUUUUCAUCUGCUCUGGAGGGUUCUAAGCUAAGGUCUUUGAAUCUCUCGGACAAUGCUUUGGGAGAGAAAGGGAUUAGAGCGUUUGGCUCUCUCAUCAAGUCUCAGCAUGACUUGGAGGAGCUCUAUCUGAUGAAUGAUGGCAUUUCCGAGGAUGCUGCAAGAGCAGUUCGUGAGCUGCUUCCUUCUACUGGCAAAAUGAAGGUUCUUCAGUUUCACAACAACAUGACAGGAGAUGAAGGAGCAAGCGCCAUUGCGGAAAUAGUGAGGCAGUGUCCACUGUUGGAAGACUUCCGGUGUUCAUCUACAAGGAUUGGUUCAGAAGGUGGUGUUGCGCUAGCGAAAGCACUUGAAUCAUGUAGCCACUUGAAGAAGCUUGAUCUUCGUGACAACAUGUUUGGAGUUGAAGGUGGAGUUGCACUGGCCAAGACUUUAUCAGUGUUGACUGAUUUAACUGAGAUCUAUAUGAGUUACCUCAACUUGGAAGAUGAGGGAACCGAUGCAGUCUCUGAGGCUCUAUUGAAGUCUGCACCAUCUCUUCAAGUGCUAGAAUUGUCUGGGAACGACAUUACUGUUAAAUCCACUGAGAAAUUGGCAGCUUGCAUCGCCUCAAAACAGUCUCUUUCGAAGCUGAACUUAUCUGAGAACGAACUGAAAGACGAAGGGUCAAUCUUACUCGCAAAGGCAGUUGAAGGUCAUGAACAGUUGGCUGAAGUUGACCUGAGCACCAACAUGAUCAGAAGAGCUGGGGCAAGAGCCUUGGCACAAACUCUUGUAAAGAAAAAUGCUUUGAAGGUUCUCAACAUCAAUGGAAACUUCAUAUCCGAGGAAGGUAUUGACGAGGUAAAUGACAUGUUCAAGGACUCCCAAGAAAAGCUUGGUCCUUUGGACGAUAAUGACCCUGAAGGAGAAGAUUUUGAAGAUGAAGACGAAGAAGAGGAAGGCGAAGAGGACAAUGAAUUGGGAUCAAAGCUCGGUGGUCUGAAAAUCUAG